UUCAUUGUGUUUCUCUCUUAUUCAUACAUUAACAAAGCAAAGCAUUAACAUUAACAAAGUACCAGCCUACAGAGUUAUUUCUGUAACGUAUUGUUUUCAUUUGGUGCUAUUUGUGCGUCUUUUCUGCCGUCUGCUAUCUGAAAUAAACAUUUAGCCAGCAGACAACGAUGUGAGGAACUAUAUGCUAAAUACAUAUAUUAAUUUUGUGUGUUUUCGUAUGUUCGUGUGUAUGAUUGUUUCGAUGUUUGGAGCAAUAAUGAUAUUGUUACUGAAUGGCACAAAGUGAUAUUCAUCACGCGGGAUCUUUUAAAUCCAUCACAAGAGUUUGGCUCCUCCUACCAUACAGUGAAGCUCCUCCCACAGCAGUUCACCAGUUGAAUAUUCCCACAAUUGAAGACUACAGAGUUGGCGAAAGAAUAUUGAAGGACAUGAAUGUUCCAGAACCCUGCAGAAUUAAACAGGAAAAUACUGAAGAACCAAUAGGCCUGUUAGAAGUGAAAAAGGAGAUUGAAGAACUGACUGAAGUGGAAGAGAAACAUGAUGUCAAAACUGAAGAAAAAUCCUUGAGUCCCUCAUUGAAAACAAGCGACAAAAUAUGUUUCACUUGCCCUCAGUGUGGAAAGAGUUUCUCAUGUAAGCAAAAUCUUGAUCUUCACAUUAAAUUUCAUCGUGGAGGGAAGCCGUAUGCAUGUGAGCAGUGUGAUAAGACUUUCACAAUAAAAGGGAACUUUAAUGAACACCUGAAAAUUCACAUUGCAGAGAAGCUACACAUCUGUGAUCAGUGUGGGAAGAGCUUCCCACAAAGACGAAACCUUGAUGAACAUAAGAAAAUCCACACUCUGGAGAAGCCAUACACAUGUGAUCAAUGUGGGAAGAAUUUCCCAUUUAAAGGAAACCUUGACGAACAUAUGAGGAUCCACACUGGAGAGAAGCCGCACAAAUGUGAUCAAUGUGGGAAGAGCUUUGCACAAAAAGGAAACCUUAACGUACACAUGAAAAUCCACACUAGAGAGAAACUUCACACUUGUGAUCAAAGUGGGAAGAGUUUCACACAAAAAGCACCCUUUAAUGAUGACAUGAAAAUCCACACUGUAGAGAAGCCAUACAUGUGUGAUCAGUGUGGGAAGAGUUUUACUCAAAAAAGAGCCCUUAAUGAACACAUGAAAAUCCACACUGGAGAAAAACCACACACCUGUGAUCAGUGUGGGAAGAGUUAUGCACGAAAAGGAGCGCUUAAUGAUCACAUGAGGAUCCACACUGGAGAGAAGCCAUACACAUGUGAUCAAUGUGGGAAGAGUUUCAGAAAAUCAAGUGUUUUUAAAGUGCAUCUGCGUACUCAUUCUAGAGAAAGACUGUAUAACUGUGACCAGUGCAAUAAAAAGUUUUUUAGGCCAGAUUUCCUGAAGGACCACAUGAACGUUCAUGCAGAGGUGAAGCCUUUUGUAUGUUAUAUGUGUGGAAAGAGUUUUACCCAGAUGGGUGCAUUAAAACUACACCAGAAAAGACACAGCGGUGUGAAGGAUCAUGUUUGCUCUGAGUGUGGGAAGACUUUUUUUACAUAUGGUGCACUGAACAUGCACCAGACAGUUCACACUACAGAAACACCUUACAAGUGUUCACACUGUGACAAGAGAUUCAAACGGUCUGAAUAUCUGAAAAUACACGAGAGGAUCCACACUGGAGAGAAGCCGUAUGCAUGUGAUCAAUGUGGGAAGAGCUUCAGACUAAAAGGAACCCUCAACAAACACAUGCAGAUCCACACUAGAGAGAAGCCGCACACAUGUGAUCAGUGUGGGAAGAAUUUCAGAAAAUCAAGUGUUUUUAAAGUACAUGUGCGUACUCAUUCUAGAAAAAGACUGUAUAACUGUGAUCAGUGCAGUAAAAUAUAUUUUAGGGCAGAUUCCCUGAAGGACCACCUGAAAGUUCAUUCAAAAGAGAAGCCUCAUGUAUGUUCUUUGUGUGGAAAGAGUUUUAGUAACAUGGAUACAUUAAAAUCACACCAGAAAAGACACAGCGGUGUGAAGGAUCAUGUUUGCUCUGAGUGUGGGAAGACUUUUUUUACAGAUGGUGAAUUGAAAGUGCACAGGACGGUUCACACUACAGAAACACCUUAUAAGUGUUCACACUGUGACAAGAGAUUUAAACGGAAAAUAUCUCUAAAAAUACAUGAGAGGAUCCACACUGGAGAGAAGCCGUAUCACUGCCAUUCAUGUGGGAGGCGUUUCAUUCAAUUAGCUUCUCUACUCUUUCAUAAAAAAAGAUGCAAGUCGUAAAUUGCAGUAAGUUCAAGUUCUGAUCUUCCAGAUAUGGUGCUGUGUAGGGCUGCAUCAAAUGAUUAUUUUGAUAAUCAAUUAAUUAAAUAUUAUUAGACAAAUUAAUCGAUUGAUCAUUGAUUAUUUCUGAGACUAAUCAGUAGGCUUUGAUCAAUUAUUCAGCUUUUGCAGUUAUUAAAAAUGUUGAGUUAUACCUAUAUCCAUUCUAACUAAUAAAUAAAACAAGGAAACCACUCCAGUUUCUGAAAAUGUCUUUUUAAUAAACUUCAAGUAAACGGAAUUGACUUUCAGGUUUUU
Onychostoma macrolepis is the source of this 2570-nucleotide messenger RNA. Its product is annotated as zinc finger protein draculin-like. The transcript is spliced from 3 exons. The coding region runs from base 273 to 2273 and encodes 666 amino acids. Lineage: Eukaryota; Metazoa; Chordata; Actinopteri; Cypriniformes; Cyprinidae. The record is from RefSeq and is a predicted model, not a curated record.